Paramecium primaurelia is the source of this 1265-nucleotide messenger RNA. Lineage: Eukaryota; Ciliophora; Oligohymenophorea; Peniculida; Parameciidae. The record is from the annotation of a GenBank genome assembly.
AUGUUAUCAUAAAAAACUCUUUAAUUGUUAAGAAAAUACUUAGAUGGGUAUUUGAAACUUGAAAAUGAAAUCGAGAAUAAGCGAGAAUAAUUAGCCCAUAAUCUUUAUUUUGAACCUUACACAAUUUUUUGCAGAUUAGAUUAUAAAAAGUAUUAUAAUAGCUGAUUAUUAGAAUCCUUCAUAUAGAUAUUAAUGAUUUAAAAGUUUAUUUUUUAGAUAAUAAUAUAAUAGAUUGUGAGGAUGAUUUAUAAUUCAUAAUUAGAAAGAUAGACAUCGAUAAGGAUCAAUAUAUUUCAUUUAGCGAGUUAUUUUAUAAAAUAAAAAUAGGUUUUCGAGAUAUAUUUUACCUCAUAGAGAUUAAGAUUUAAAUAGUUUAGCUAAUAGUAGAUAAUCAUAUCAAUUAUUGGAUAAUAAGUUGCCAAGUUUAGUUGAGAAAUAAUUAAUAGAAGUAUUUUUAGCAGAAAUUGAACUAAACAAAAGAAUGUUAUAAUAAAUGUAAUAAUUGAAGGCCUAACCAGAUUGGGAUAAAAUAACAGCUUGGGAAUCAGUAAAUUCUGGUAGAAGAUGGGAUUAAAAAGGGUAAAAUAGAUUAUUUAUGUAAGACUAUAAUAAUACUUUGAUGAAUCUAAAAUAUAGUAUAAUUUUAAAGAUAUUGAAAAUUUUAUCUAUAGAAAUAGCAAAGAUAGGGAUUAUAGAAUAAAUUAUUCUGAUUUUUUAUAUUUGGUUUUUGCUCACGAAGAUAAUAAUGUAAAUUAUAAAUUUUUCACUCCUUAAAAAAAUUAAAAAUUGAUAUCAGAUAACAAAUCUAAUUUAUUACCAAAAACAAAUUUUAGAACUAAUGAAUCUACAAAUUUAAAGAGUGAUAAAUUUAAUAAACAUCUAUAAUCUUAAAGUCAUCAUAAUUAAAUAUAAAAUCAUUAUGAUAUUGAAGUUAGUGAAUUUAAAAUUAAUGAAUAUGAAGAUUAGAAUAUCCUAUAAUUAUUACUAAAUAAAUUAAAAAUUUAAAAUCAAUUAAAAGGACAUUUUUUAAAAUAACUAUUUCUUUAAAUAGAUGAGAAUAAGAAAGGUGAUAAUAUAUUCUAUAGAUAGGUUUUAUAACUUUAGAUGAUUUAAUGAAUUAUUUUGAGAAUAUAUUGCAUACUCCAAAGUAAAUUUAAGAACUUAUAAAAUUGGUUAAAAUAUUAGAUAAAAAUAAAGAUGGAAUUAUUUCUGAAAAAGAGUUUUGUGAACAGAUUGUGAAACAUGUUUACAUUUAAUAGUUUUGA